AUAAAUUUGAAUCACAAUUCACAAAUCUUUCCCUCCUUUUCUCUCCCCCUUCUCACUAGUCCUCCAUUUCUCUCUCCUCACUGAAGCAAAAACAAUGGCGCCCCAAAUCCCUAAACCUCCGCGAAAACUCCACCAGCGUCCCAAUAAGCCUCAACCGAUUCAACAAUCUAAGACGCAGCAGCAACCGCAAAACCCUAGCAUCGAGCGUGACUGGUCAAUGGCCGAUUUCGAAAUCGGAAAACCAUUGGGAAAAGGAAAAUUCGGCAGGGUUUACCUCGCUCGCGAAGUCAAGAGUAAGUAUAUAGUGGCGUUGAAGGUGAUAUUCAAGGAGCAGAUAGAAAAGUAUAAGCUGCAUCAUCAACUGAGGAGAGAGAUGGAGAUUCAGAUGAGUUUACGCCAUCCGAAUGUUUUGAGGCUUUAUGGGUGGUUUCAUGAUGAGGAUAGGAUAAUCUUGAUCCUUGAGUAUGCGUUUAGGGGUGAACUUUAUAAGGAACUCCGUACAUUAGGUCAUCUUCCUGAGCAGCAGGCUGCCACGUACAUUGCAAGUCUGACAGAAGCGUUGGCCUAUUGUCACGACAAGAAUGUCAUCCACAGGGACAUCAAACCGGAAAAUUUGUUGCUUGAUCAUGAGGGUCGUCUGAAGAUUGCAGAUUUUGGGUGGUCGGUACAGUCGAGAAACAAGAGACACACCAUGUGUGGAACUCUUGACUAUUUGGCACCAGAAAUGGUGGAAAACAAAGCCCAUGAUUACGCUGUUGACAACUGGACUUUGGGUGUCCUUUGUUAUGAAUUCUUGUAUGGAGUACCUCCAUUUGAGGCUGAGAGCCAACGCGAUACUUUCAGAAGGAUUAUGAAGGUUGAUUUGAACUUCCCAGACGCACCUCAAGUUUCAACAGAUGCCAAGGAUCUAAUUAUCCGACUUCUGGUGAAAGACACCUCGAAGAGGCUCUCUCUUCAGAAGAUACUGGAGCACCCUUGGAUCCUAAAGAAUGCAGACCCCACUCGAAUUUUCCGAUGCUAAAAAAAUGCACUGUUGGGAAAAGGAGACAAAGAAAAGGAAAGGAGGGACAUGAAUAUGCAAAGGUUAAUACCAUUGGUGAGAAGCUGCAUGCAGAGAGGUAGCUCACGCUUGAAAGCAUCAAUCUUGAGCCGUUCUUCCUCGAGGCGAUUGAGGUAUUCUUCUAGCUUAUGGGUUGCCUGGCUGUCUGUUGGGUUAUUGUGAUCGCCGACGAAUGAUUUGAGUAGCAUAGAGUAGCUUUGAGGUUUGCACUCCAGGCUUAGUUCUGAUGGAGAUGCCAUCAUUUCACUUAUGAAUUAUGAUGACUAUUAUAACAAAAAUAUAUUAUUUAGUAUAUAUUUUAUAUGGUUUUCUUCCUCUUUAAA
This is a messenger RNA of Spinacia oleracea (spinach), 1383 nucleotides long. RefSeq names its product serine/threonine-protein kinase Aurora-3-like. Bases 95 to 1021 code for a protein of 308 amino acids. NCBI's taxonomy places the organism in Eukaryota, Viridiplantae, Streptophyta, Magnoliopsida, Caryophyllales, Amaranthaceae. Gene Ontology annotation, biological process: protein phosphorylation. The transcript is spliced from 7 exons. Gene Ontology annotation, molecular function: protein kinase activity; ATP binding. The record is from RefSeq and is a predicted model, not a curated record.